Protopolystoma xenopodis is the source of this 333-nucleotide messenger RNA. The record is from the annotation of a GenBank genome assembly. NCBI's taxonomy places the organism in Eukaryota, Metazoa, Platyhelminthes, Monogenea, Polystomatidea, Polystomatidae.
AUGGAGAUUUUUCUAAGUUAUGCAGCAUGUUUGGUUCGCUGUGCUCUUUGGUUAGCAAUUUUUGCUCACACCACGACAUCAUAUUGGCAUAAAACAGUAUUCUUGGCCACCGUCCGCAGGAUCAAGGGCCAGUCUAUCACCAAGCCGGAGCUGGGUCAGCCAGCACUGUUGUCCGCUUCAAUAGGCCCUAGUCAGCAUCCUCUUGACAUCCUCCAUGCUGAGUCCUUCAGUACCAUCAGGGCCCUCCAGCCAACGCCGCAGCAGUACAUCGCCCUCUCCACUUGCCAGUCGAGCGAAGAGGUCCUUUACCUCAGCCAUCUCAAGACGACCUGA